AGAAAUAACAUUGCGCUUUGCACUAUUAUUAAGUAGUCUACUAAUUUGUCAAUUUAUUGUAUAUUCUACGACUCCAUAACUUGUAGAACUGUGAUAUUUUUUGUGAAGAAAAUACCAGACGAAUAUAUUUAUGCUGGGUAAUGCCUGUAAACCUAUAAGUUUUUAUUGAUAAUGAAGAAUAAGCGGCUUUUGCAAAUGGAUGUACUAUUGAAAGCGGCGUCUUUUGCGUCCAGUGACUCAAAAAAGCAACAGAAUCGUUUUUCCGGCAGAAAAAGCAGUAUUCUUAAACAUCAGUUCAAGAGUAGGCCUACCAGUCAAUUUCAACCGUCCAAUCACUAUAAACAACUAAAGAAUCCAUUUUUUAACAAAUAUCGUAGUAUAUUGAAAUGUAAUGCUUUGAAAGACAGCAAAACAGAAGCAACGUGUGUUAAGGAUCAUGAUUAUUGUACUUCAUCGUCUGAGAAGGCUCCUGAACUUGUUUCUGAACUGAAUCAAACUCAACAAAGACUACCAGUUAAUCAAGAAAGUGUUCAAAGUAAGAGUAUUUCUCUACAAGAACGACCAACACCGCAACUAAAUAUUAUAGUAAAAAAAAAUUAUUUCGAACUUAAACAAAUAGUCCCGGGAAAAAACAAUUCUAAUCUAGGCCUUCGUAAACAGGUAGUCCUGCAGAAAAAUUCUGAAGGAAAAUCAAUUCAUAUUCCACGCAAACAAACAGUUUUGCAGCAAAAUAUCCAAGGAAAGAUAACGCCAAGCAAAUUACUUCAACAGUCUACAUCGCCAGUGAAAGAGAAUUUGCAACCCAUUCAACGGAGUGCUUCUGUGGUCAAACCGAGUUCAAUCGGCGCCACAAAACGUUUACGUGUACCAGAUAUCGUCGGUCUUUUGUCGAAAUCUGCGACCAAAAUCGGACCGUCUAAAAGCGGGAUAUUUUCGGUCACACCUCCAAAACGGCCCAAAACGUCGCCAGUCUGUUCUCCGUCCCGUGCUAAAAGAUCACUCGAUAGCAAAAUAAGUUUUAAAGUCGACCUUGUGACAGACGACCACAUGAAAUGGACUUUUACGAUGAAUGGAUCUCGUGUUCAACUUAAUGAGGCUCUUGCUAAAGCUCAGACUGGAUGUACCGAGGAUUUAGGAAAAGCCAUCAUAGAAUCAUCCAUAUUGAUGCCGGUUGCAAAACCAGAAGAUAUAGUAAUUACAUCCGAUGAUGAUGAGGAGGAGGAGGAGGAGGUGGAAGUUGAGGAUGAGGUGGUUUCUGCACAAUCAGAAGAUAUUGUAAUUACAUACGAUGACUCUGAUGAUGAGGAGGAUGAGGUGGAGGAGGAAGAAAAAGAAGAGGAGAAGGAGGAGAAGGGGGUGGAGGAGGAAGAAAAAGAAGUGGAGGAGAAGGAGGUGGAGGAGGAAGGGACGCGAGAAGAGCCAUUCACUUACGAAAUAUCUUCGGAGGAUGAAGAGGAGGUACCGACUCACAAAGCUUGUCCACCUGUUGAAGAAAAGCAAGAGGAGGCAUUCAUUCACGAAAUCUCUUCAGGCGAUGAUGAGCAGGUGUCGUCACACGAACCUUGUUCACCUGCUAAAGUAAUAAUCAACAAUAAAUGCAAGUCUUCUCUAAAAGGGGACACUGAAUUGUCUUCAUCAGUGAACAAAUUGGAGUUCAUCAAAUGUACGAAACAUGUUCCCUAUAAUGAAAUCACCAACUUACAUACAUAUCCACGACAGUGUGAUAUUUGUAAGAGAUCAUACAAAACCCGAUUCUCAUUCUCCAAGCAUAAAUCUUCUUGUACACCUGUGGAAAAUCCCUGUCCUGUAUGUGGCAAAAUUUUUCAGGAGCUAUCAAGCCUCAUAGAACAUGUCAAACUUUGUGGCAAAGAUUGCAGUGAUUGUAAAUCGACUUUCAAGACAAGACGUGCCUUUCAGAAGCACAACGAAAUCUUCCAAAAACGCAAAAAGUGCAUCGACUGUCGUAAAAAUUUUGCUAAUAAGUGUUUGUUCAAUAAGCAUAAACCUUUUUGUGAAAAGUACAAUAGGGAAUCAGAAACACUUCUGUUCGACUGCAUGUGGGAAUUUGAAACAUGGAUGAGAGAGGAAAGUGAAAAACAAUCGACAUCUUUUGAAAAGUCCUCUGGCUCUCGAAUCAAAGAUUCAGACGGCACGAAAAAGUAUUGUUACAGAUGUAAAUUCAGCAACAAAUCAGUGUCUAAAGAGGGGGAAAAUUCAGAUCAUAAGCUAAAUAAGUGUUGUCGUGCUAGAUUAGAUGUGCAAGAAUAUGAGGAUGGAAAACUGGUGGUUACUUAUUUUUCGACACAUUUACAUCCCAGUGAAAAAAAUUGUGUGAUGAAACACUUGUAGAAAAUAGAAGAGAAAAUUAAACUGGAA
Nilaparvata lugens (brown planthopper) is the source of this 2376-nucleotide messenger RNA. Its product is annotated as zinc finger protein 184. The transcript is spliced from 7 exons. The coding region runs from base 172 to 2349 and encodes 725 amino acids. Lineage: Eukaryota; Metazoa; Arthropoda; Insecta; Hemiptera; Delphacidae. The record is from RefSeq and is a predicted model, not a curated record.